AUGUCGGCGACAAAAAGAACCGCACCUCCAACGACACAAGCGGCUUCCGCGCCGUCGAAAAGACCCCGACAAGAAAACGACGAGCCCGGGGUUCAUGUCAUCUUUGUUGCCAUCAGCCACCACAAAGAUAUAGGUGAAGAGGGCCCCGACUGCAGAAUCCCCUGCGACCCAGCUCUUGGAUCAUUUGAAGCGGGCGACGUCCUAGGCAGUUUGACGCCCGAAAGACUUCAGGAACUGGAAGUCGAUCUGGGUCCUGGACUUGUCAGCAAUAUCGGUCCCAAAGAGAAACAGAAAUAUGGUCUCGUCGACUUGGCUGGUCGUAUCACGAGAUCACAAAAGUUCAAACCAAAGCUGAUUCAGCCCUCCUGGAACGAACGCGUUGUCCUUCUUCAUCAGCAAGUUGUCACCUUGCUUUGGGCCGAAAGAUCUCAACGCAUGACGGUUGAGUACUGCACUCUCGGUUGGAUCAUGAGCCUCAUCAAGGAAGGAGGCAAUUCUCUCGGUAAUCAGUUCUGCGAUCACAACCGGCCGAUUAUCUUCUACAUUCCGCUUCACCCACGCGAUUGGAGCCUGCAUCCUGAAGUUCGUGUUCUUUAUGAAGCCAUAGAUGCACUCCAGCAUUUAUUUGACAACAUCAAUGUCAAGGCAUUGGAUUCUAUCGCAGUAAAAGAGUCCACACCGGAACCAUACCGUCACAGGCCCAAGACAUGCUUGGCCACCGGACCCUGCAAACUUGAUGAGAUACAGGGGUCACAAUUCGUCAGGUUCGCGUUUAGUGAUCGCGACGACUACGUGCAUCAUAGCACAGCCCCGAGCUAUAACACCUUUGUUCAUAGCCAGCCCUAUACCCAGGGAUCCACCAUGAGAGUUAUUCACCAGCAGUGCUAUUCCUCGGUUUCCGAAUGGGGAUACAUCCGCGUGUUUAUGGUUGGAAAUCAGAUCAUUGCCCGCAGCUUCUCCUCAAGCGACCAACGAACAAAAGUGCACAGCACAUCGAUUCUUCGUCACGAUUGCCACUUCGACUUUCGCGCCGAUGGUCUUCGACAUCCGGAUCCCGACCCAGAAGUGACUGAGCGACAAGAAGCAAAGCUGGAAGAACUCGACAACUUCUGCAAGUGGUGGCAGCACCAACUGACGACGUGUGAUCCUGAACUCUUUGAGUCUCUCAAGGUUGGGUGUAUCUUGAGAAUUGGCCUCUCGGAAGCAAGUCUUGAUGGGAAGUUCUUUAUACUCUCGGUUCAACGAUGGUAUGCUUCUCACUUUUUCAGUAUGGACUUGACAGCCAAGCCAUUCGAUCAGCUGUGCAAGGCAUUUGGUGAGCAGUUUGCACGAGUUUAUGGGUCUUUUGCUGCGAGGGAUGAAGCCGAUAUUUGA
Messenger RNA from Fusarium proliferatum ET1, 1374 nucleotides. RefSeq lists its product as uncharacterized. The transcript has 2 exons. NCBI's taxonomy places the organism in Eukaryota, Fungi, Ascomycota, Sordariomycetes, Hypocreales, Nectriaceae. Bases 1 to 1374 code for a protein of 457 amino acids. The record is from RefSeq and is a predicted model, not a curated record.